AUGUCGGAAAUUUCUUUGAUGAAAUCUGAUUAUCUUUAUGAAACUAAUAUUAUGGAAAAUUAUGAACGAUUAUUUCCACAAGUAAAACAGAUUAAAGUUUCUGGACUCGAAAUUAAAACACAACCUGUUUAUCAUAUAACAGAAAGCGAAGCACAUGUUUCGUUUUCUGAAUUAUCAUAUUUAAUUUCUCCAGAAGCCACAGUAUCAUACGGACAAGCUUCAACAACUGUUAUGACAACUCCCUCAAGUGUGACAUACGAAUAUUCGCCUGGUGGGAUUUUAAAUACUGCUGUAACAACAGUAACAAAAGCAGAAACCGAGUCAUCUUCACCAGCAGAAACAACUUUUAUUUCUACAGGAUCUUUGAAUAAUAAACGUAGAGAAACCCCAGAAGAAAAACGAGCGAAAAGAUUAGAAAGAAACCGAAUUGCGGUGGCGAAAUACCGUAAUAAGCAAAAGCAGAUUGUAAAAAGACUUCAAGAGCGAGAUACAUAUUUAACACAAAUGAAUACGGCAUUGCGCUCUUUGAUAAUCGAUCUCAGUAAAGAAUCUGUAGAUUUGAAACUUCAAAUUCUCGCCCAUAAUAAUUAUUGCAACUGUAAUAUCGUGCACGAAUAUGUGCGGUAUAAUGGAACGAUAUAA
Rhizophagus irregularis DAOM 181602=DAOM 197198 is the source of this 642-nucleotide messenger RNA. RefSeq lists its product as uncharacterized. NCBI's taxonomy places the organism in Eukaryota, Fungi, Glomeromycota, Glomeromycetes, Glomerales, Glomeraceae. Gene Ontology annotation, molecular function: RNA polymerase II cis-regulatory region sequence-specific DNA binding; DNA-binding transcription factor activity, RNA polymerase II-specific. The record is from RefSeq and is a predicted model, not a curated record. Gene Ontology annotation, biological process: regulation of transcription by RNA polymerase II.